AUGUAUCGCCUCGUUCGACCUCGGCACGCGUUUCGAUCUGCCUUCGCCCAAGCUCGACGGACUUUCCUCUCCCAGGCUAGGAACAAAGGUCCCCUCGAACCGCCACUCCUCGAAGAAACAGUCGGAGAGAACUUUGCCCGUAUAGUCUCAGAACAUGGCGACCGGCCCGCCGUCAUCUCCAGGCAUCAGAGCACGCGCCUCACAUACCAUGAGCUGGAUCUGAAUAGUAAUGUUCUGGCAAAAGGUCUACAGAGUCAAGGCGUAAAAAAGGGCGACCGAGUCUGUGUACAUCUCGGCAACAACGUCGAGUUCGCUACAGUUACCUACGCGUUGUUUAAGCUUGGGGCGAUCCUGGUGCCAUUGAACCCCGCCUUCAACGCGACUCAGAUCGCUUCGGCGCUCAACCACCUCGAAGCAACACACCUGGUCAUUGGCGCAGAGACAAAUCUCCCCUUCAAACCACCACGUUCCAACGUUCCCAUUCUCGAGUCCUUGGUCAAUGACCUCGCCGCUUCCUCGCUGUCCUCCGAUGCGAUUCCGAGCUUGAAGUCUGUGAUCCUAGUUGACAACUCCGCGGGCCGUGUACCAGUCAGCAAGCUCUGCGCUGCUACUCCAUGGGCACAACUGUCCCUCGAUAGCGAUUCGUCCGUGCCCACCCCCUCCGCCACGCUCUCCAACAAUGACAUUGUCAACAUCCAGUUCACAAGCGGCACCACAUCCAUGCCCAAAGCCGCCUGCCUUUCGCACCGCUCCAUCCUCAACAAUGGCAACCAGAUCGGUGAUCGCAUGCUGUUGACUCCGGCCGACAUCGUUGUCUGUCCUCCUCCACUCUUCCACUGCUUCGGCUGCAUCCUCGGAUACAUGGCGACGGCCACACACGGUUCCGCCAUUGUCUUUCCCACGGAAUCAUUCAAUCCCCUGGCGUCGCUGAAGGCAGUGCAGGAGGAGAAGGCUACCGCACUCUACGGCGUUCCGACCAUGUUCCUCGCCGAGCUAGAGCUGAUCAGUAACGGCACAGUACCGUACGAGGGCUUCCAGCAUCUGCGCACGGGCAUCGCAGCUGGGAGCAGCAUACCCGCGGAGCUAAUGCGGAAGCUGCACAAGGUGCUGAACCUCACGGAGCUGACCAUUUGCUACGGCAUGACUGAGACAAGUCCGGUGAGCGCCAUGACCACCACAGACGACCCGUUGGAGAAACGCAUCAAUACCGUGGGACGGCUAUUACCGCACGUCGAGGCCAAGGUGGUGGACCCCUUUGACCACACCAAGAUCCUCGGCAUUGGCGAACGCGGCGAGCUGGCCGUGAAUGGCUAUCUGGUCAUGAAGGAGUACUGGGGCCAGCCGGAGAAGACAGCGGAAGCAAUGCUCAAGGACGACGAGGGCAAGAUCUGGAUGCACACGGGCGACGAGGCGAGCAUGGACGAGGAAGGCUACAUCGCCAUCACGGGCCGCAUCAAGGACCUGAUCAUCCGCGGCGGCGAGAACAUCCACCCGCUCGAAAUCGAGAACUGCCUCUUCGCGAACCCCAAGGUCGGCGAAGUCAGCGUCGUCGGUCUCCCCGACGAGAAGUACGGCGAGGUCGUCGCGGCGUUCAUGGUGCCGCGCAAGGGAGCCAAGCUCUCGAGCGCAGAGGUGAGGGACUGGGUAAGGGAGAAGCUGAGUCAUCACCUCGUGCCCAAGUAUGUGUUUUGGGUGGACGAGUACCCCAAGACGGCGUCGGGGAAGAUUCAGAAGUUCUUGCUGCGCGAUGUGGGGAAGAAGUUGCUCGAGGAGGGGCAAGGGGUUUGA
Molecule: messenger RNA, 1788 nt
Organism: Cyphellophora europaea CBS 101466
Lineage: Eukaryota; Fungi; Ascomycota; Eurotiomycetes; Chaetothyriales; Cyphellophoraceae
Exons: 1
Coding region: 1-1788 (595 amino acids)
Biological process (GO): fatty acid metabolic process
Molecular function (GO): medium-chain fatty acid-CoA ligase activity
Source: RefSeq, a predicted model, not a curated record